Molecule: messenger RNA, 678 nt
Organism: Letharia lupina
Lineage: Eukaryota; Fungi; Ascomycota; Lecanoromycetes; Lecanorales; Parmeliaceae
Exons: 2
Coding region: 1-678 (225 amino acids)
Source: RefSeq, a predicted model, not a curated record
AUGGCACGGGGCAUUCGUGGCUACUCUAUGGAUAUUCACUUUUUCCCCACUUUCUCCUUCCGCUCUGUUUACACAGACUACCCGAAGCUCAUCAACAGCCAAAAAACAGCCGAACAAACCUACGAACACAAACCAAAUCCACAGCGAGCACCGCCUUCGCCGCGCCUCUCGGCCACCUCAUAUGCCCAGACUUCUCUGAACAGCAACAGCAGCACUACCUCCAAGGCUGCAGCGGCCUCUGGGAAACCAUUCGAGCCAACCCCGAGAUAUCCGAAGCUAAUUGCACUGAAAGCCUUCCUGAUGGCCACAGGGAAAGCGAUACAAGCAGCCAGCCACCGCGCACCACCGGCGCCAGCGAAUCGAAUCCACACGCUCAUUCAGCAGACUUCGGGUGCACGGCCCAUCCCAAUCUGGGCUGAUUUCGCAGCCGGUAUCUCGACCUUCCAUGAGCGGGCACAGAGCUCCACGUCGCAUGCGAGCGUGUCGGAGAUUUCGUUUGGCAGCCUUGAUGCAAACGGUAAGUUGACGGAAGAGAGUGUAGCCGUGGCGUUGACGUUUCUGGGGUGCGAUAUCACGUCUACGACGGCAGAUGAGAUUGAGGCUGUGUGGAUUCUGCUAGGCGUUCAGGAAGGUACGCGCGAUGAGCUGGAGGAGUUCUUGCUCUCAGCAUCUCGGUAG